AUGGGCGCGGAGGGUCCUCCGGGCGAGCGCCCGGCCCCGGCGCGGCGGCGGCACGGCUGCCGGCGGGUGCGCCUGAUGUGCAUGCUGGCGCUGACCUUCCUGUUCUUCGUGGUGGAGGUGGUGGUGAGCCGGCUGACGGCCUCGCUGGCCAUGCUCUCGGACUCCUUCCACAUGCUGUCGGACGUGAUGGCGCUGGUGGUGGCGCUGGUGGCCGUGCGCUUCGCCCAGCGCACCCGCGCCACCAAGAAGAACACGUUCGGCUGGGUGCGGGCCGAGGUGAUGGGCGCCCUGGUCAACGCCGUCUUCCUCACCGCGCUCUGCUUCACCAUCCUGCUGGAGGCCAUCGAGCGCUUCACGGAGCCCCACGAGAUCCAGCAGCCCUGGGUGGUCAUCGGCGUCGGCGCCGCCGGGCUGCUCGUCAACGUCCUGGGGCUCUGCCUCUUCCACCAGCACGGCGGCGGCGGCGGCGGCCAUGGCCACUCGCACGGCGGAGGGGGCGGCAGCCGGCGGAGUCGCAGCGGCUCCCGGGGCAAGGCGCUGGAGCGGCCUCCCGGCGACCCACAUAAAGAAGAGGAGACCAACACCCUGGUGGACAACUUCAGCAGCUCCAAUGGAGUCAGCAUGGAGAAGCUAGGUGAUUUGGUGAAAGAUAGCCAAAUGGAACUACAGCCAAACGGGAACAUUAGUAAUCACUCCUCUCUUGACAUGGAAGUUGAUGAAGACACGAGUGCUCAGCUCAACAUGCGUGGAGUAUUUCUUCAUGUCCUUGGAGAUGCCUUGGGUUCAGUUAUUGUUGUGGUGAAUGCCUUGGUAUUUUAUGCUUAUUGGACUCCAUGCCCUAAGGAUGGGCCUUGCAUUAACCCAUGUAUCAAUGACCACUGUGCAGAAAACAUUACUCAGAUUUCUGGCAGAAUGAAUGCAACCGAAUUUGAGAAAAUUCCUGUAGCUGGGCCUUGCUGGGUCCUAUAUUUAGAUCCUGCCCUGUGUCUGAUAAUGGUUUGCAUUCUGCUCUACACAACUUACCCGCUGCUUAAAGAAUCUGCUCUUAUCCUUUUGCAAACUGUUCCCAAGCAAAUUGAUAUUCGCUCUUUAAACGAGAAACUCCGUAAACUGGAAGAAGUUGAAGCUGUCCACGAGCUGCAUGUUUGGCAGCUGGCAGGAAGCAGGAUCAUCGGCACGGCUCAUAUAAAAUGUAAGGACCCAGAAUCAUACAUGAAAGUGGCUAAGGAUAUUAAAGAGAUCUUUCACGAUGAAGGGAUACACGCAACAACCAUUCAGCCUGAGUUCACGGUUAGGGGCUAUGAUGUAAGCUCUGAUGAGGGUGUAGGCAAAUGUGAACUUCCCUGCAGAACCCAGUGUGCUCUGAAGCAGUGUUGCGGGGCUGUGGAAAAGACUAUUGCAAAGAAGACAGACAAGUCCCCUUCAAUUAGUAUUUCUUGUUCUGAAAUAGUCAUUGACUCUCCACAUCACAAAACCAGAAGGACUAAAUCAGAGUGUAUACCUGCUAUAAAGCUAGAGGCAGAACCUGACCCUAACAAACAAUUCGAAUCCUCUUUGUAAUUCCCAAAGUUGUGCUGGGAGAAGUCUGGCUUCAAUCACAGGUUGAUUGUGAGAAGAAAAGACUAGUUGUUCAAGAGACAAGUUGCAAAAUAAUGUAAUUGUUGAAGUCCCUGUUCUUGUCACAACACUUAAAUCUAGGCUGCCUGUUUGAAAGAACAUCAUAGUGCCGUCCUCACACAAUGUGUGUUUGUGUUAACUCUUAGUUGAAUAGCACAGAAAAGUUCAACCAAUGCUGCAACAACUCCGCAGAACCAGUUUCAUCAUUUCUGCUGAGAUGCAUUUUUUGUUGAGUUUAAAAUUAAAAUGACUUUUCCCAACAAACCUUCUUCCCACCCCAAUCCCCUAAUCAAAGUUGUUUUGUGUUAGGCUUCCUAUUGGGAUUGCUCUUUCUGCUUAUUGAUUUUGUGUCCCUGUGCGUGCAUGUGUGUGUAUCAAUAUUUUACAAACCAUAAGGAGAGGAAACCAAAGUAAAAAAAGAAAGAAAAAAGUAGAUGCUUGGGGAAUUUUAGACUUCCUUAUUAAAUGAAAAAGUGAAUGCUAUCUCAAGUAGAUAUACUAAAUAGCAUUAGUAGUAGCAUUUUAAAACAUAUCCAGUACUUGUUGACAAAAAUCCCUUUUUGUAUUGGGCCUCUGAUAUAAUGAAAACUGGAUGUUUUGGAAAUACAAAUUGUAAAAAAUUACAUGCCUGGACUGUAAGUUUAACUUUGCAGACAAAAAACUGGAUGUACUUUUCUAGGGGCUUAUCAGUAAGGGUUUUCUCCCUUUCAUAUGGUCUCUUUCUUUUAAACAACCUUGUUUUAUAUAUUUAGAAUUCAAUAGAACUCAAAUUCAAAUAGAAUUAUGCUGAGUCUAGAGAGCCAGAACCGGUCUCUGUCUUAGUAGUGUCAUUUUGUGGCUUCCUGAAACGGAAUGCUUACUACUGGCUGGAUUACACCUAGUAUAAGUUUUAAAGAAGAAUUCCUGAGAAUGAAAUUUAGCAGAUAGAGUUCAUCAGUGUAUAUUGCUUAAACAUUAAUAUAUUUCUUCCCUUUCCAAGUAUUUAUGUCCCAUGCUGAGCCUUUUUGCCUGCAAGGUAAAGCAAAGUGUAAUUGGAACACUUCAUUUGUAACAAAACACAGGCAACUUCCUCUGAAGCAACGGUUUCAAUGCACUGAACUAAUUCGGACAUUAUGAUAGUCUAUUGGUUAUUUGGGAUGGAAAGAGCUGCAGCAAACUUUGGGCUCGCAUGCCCCCUCCCCCCUUCUCCAGCAUAGCCAAAGAGGAGAUUAGAGGCUUUCACUUCCUUUUUUUAUUUAUUUACAUGACCAUCAUUCAGCAUUGCAUCUAAACCCUAAACUGAUUAAUCUUAACUAUAGUUUGUUUCAAACCAAUCAUAGUUAAGAUUAACCUCAGUUUGUUGUGAUUAAUCAAAAAAGGAGCUGGAAGCCUCAGAUCCCCUCAUGCCUGCACUGGAGGAGGAGAGGGGACCAAGUAAGCCCAAGGGUUCACUACAGCUCAUUCCCUUUAUAAACCAUGGUUUAUUGUGACACUUAACUUGACCUGUGGUCAGCUCUUCUUAUCUGCAACAGCUUAUGUAUAGAGAGGCAUGUGGUGGAGAAGAAGACUAGCCCGCUUCAAUCUUGUCUCUUGUAGUAGGCUUUGAAGAUCUAAUGAUGCAAACUGUUUAGUAAAUAAAGCAGGGGAGGAAGUGGCUGCUCAAUGCUGUAAGUCACUAGCUGUAUAAAUGCAUAAAUUGCACUCAGACCUUUAGCCCAAACCUCUUAAAAUAAAGCAGCUUAGUCCCAUUGAAGUUAAAGGGACUAAUAUGGUGUUAAACACAAGGAUGCUAGCUGAAGUAUUUGUGGCUCACACAGCUGGUCUUUGUCUUCGCCUCACUUUUCCAAUGUUAAAAUUUGGGCUAAUUCCUAACUUUCAGAGGUAGCAUUAAUGCGAAUGAGUUCGAAAACAUUUUUGAGAGCUCUUAUUUGAAGGCUUUAUGAGAUUGCAAAAUUUCUGUAUAGCUUAAAUUAUUCCAAAAGUGAUUUGGUGUACAAUCACUGCUAGAAGAACAGAAAAACCCCUGGGUCUGCCUCAUGCAUUUAUCUUCUAUUAUACAUCUGUGGGUUAUCUUGCACUGUUUAAAUGCUGGCUUUUUAAAAUGAUGAAAGCCUUGGUUGAUAGGGGUUUAGGUUUGUUUCCUCCCUCUCAAAUACGUAUAGUCAAAACUCUUCACUAAUUUGCACUGCUUUUUAUUAGCAUGGAAUUACAAAGGAAAAAAGAGCAACCAAGCAGUGGUUUUUAUUCGCCCCACUGCUCAGUAGUAUUGUAGUCAAGCCUUAUUUUUGCACAACAAAACUAUUCCGUAGUUAACACACUACGAAGUGUGAUGAAGCUGUACUUGUAAAAUGAAGUACAUUUAGCAAUGCCUUCUGUAUUCCUUUUGUUGUAAAUGCCACCUGUUAAUAUUUCCAGUUUGUUUCCUACACAUUACUGCAAGCAUGCAGUAACGGUGCUGUUUAAUUCUCAUGUAGGUGUUUUUUUAUUGUAAAAUACAGGAGUUUCAAAAGUGAACUGCUUUUCCAUUGUGUGCACAGCUAGACUGGCAUAGCUGUUUCACAGGGAAUGUACAAGCAUGUAUCAAAGGACAGGCUAAAAAAAGCUUCAAUAAUACUAUAAAUUAUAGGUGUUGAAGUCAAGGCUUCCUAACUUUUUAAUGCUAUAAAUAUGAGCUAGCUCCCUUUAUUUUUUAUUACUAUUUUUUUUAAAAGGUGCGUGCCCUGUCUCCCACAUGGCACGCAUUCUAGAUUAAGACAGUCUCGCUUUUAACCUCAUCUUUGUUCUCAUGGGCCCGUUUCUUCUCUCUGUGUUAUUGGGUGUGUGUGUAUACUUUGGAAUAUGGCAAAUUUUUAACCUGCAUCUCUCUUGAAUACAAACUUUGACUCAUUUUGAGUGUGUGCUGCAGUGGUAAGGGAACAAUCUUGAUUGUUUAAAUAUAUAUAUAUAUCUCAAAAGCUUACCUUUAUGGCAGAAUGGAUUAAAUCCAUCAUUACAUGAGCAGACAUCUGCUCAUGCAGAGGGAGUUUACCUUCUCCCCAAACCCAUUAUGCCUCCCAAAUCUAUUCUUGAAGGUCCCCCAACCCUCUGGAGUAGAUUUGGGAGGUUAUGUGCGGGACCGAAUGGAAGGGGAAAUUCAAUCAUCAGUGGUGUCUGUUCAGCUGACAGAAGGGCAUCACUGGAUACGGCCCAAUAUGUUGUUAAUUUCUGCUUUGCAAGUAAAUUUAAAAAAAAUGUCAGCUAAGUAAUGUAUGUUUGGAACAAAAUUGAAUACCUUGAAUACCUCCAACUACAGAAAGCAUUUUUUUUUAAAAAAAAAGUGUACUUGAUUACGUGAAUAUAGAAGUCAGUUUUGCAGACUUCUGUAUCAAGUUCUGUUUCCCCCUGAAUGCCAGUGGUGUUGAGGGGUGUUUCAGUUAGACCAGAAGUAAUGAGCACAACUGCACUCAGUACAUGCUUGUGAUUAACUCCUAUAAUAGGCAUGCCAGUUUAUUUCACUGCAGUUUCCUGGAAAAAACUGCAUUGCGGUUUUCCAUGAGGCUGCAGUGAACACAUCACAAAAUAAACCUGUAUGGCCAUCUCACACAUUACAAGUUGCAUUGCAAAAAUGCAGUUGCGCAAGUGUUACAUUCACUAAUCAGUAACAAGUAAAGCUGUUUCAUGAGAUGAUAAAUGACCGGCUGCUUAAGGACUGGCUGUUUGUUCCACUACUGUUUGUAGAACUGGCCCACAAUUUUGAUAAAUGCCUUUACAAAGCAAAACUGAGUAUUUUAAAGUGUUGUCUCAAAGUUCUGGAGAAUGUUUGAAAACCACUUGGAACUCUAGAUGCAAGUAGCCCUCAAGAUGCUUUUGUUAAGUUCUGCUUUCUCCUUUCCCUCUCCCAGCCUGUGAGCAAUUGUAGCUCUUGCUGAAUGCAAACGAAGCUGGCACCUGGGAGCCUCUUUAAGAUCAAACUAUCAGUGAGCGCAUAGGCACUGACUCAACUGAGUUAACGGGAAACUUUGUUUUGAAUAGAAUGCACUUUCUGACUUUUCUCAUUGAUGUGUGUGUCGGGGUGGAGAAGCUACUUUAACACUGCAUCCCUUGCUUUUUGAUUUAAGGGUGUGUGUUUUUUUGUCAAAGGAGUAUUACAUAUUUAAGGGUAUUAAGUACAAUAUUGAAAUAUGCUGCUUUAAUUUCAUAAUAGCAUCAAUGUAGCCUUCUGGGACUCUGGCUUAUGUUUACAGAACAAUAUUUGAAUAUUACAAUAAAUAUUCAACUUUGGUUCUAUCUUGCACCAUCUCUUCACCUCUUGGUGGUCUGAAAGGUACUAAUGCUUCAUGUGCCUGAAAUAAGAACAUACUUUAUUUUUAUUUUUAUUUUGUAAGCCAAAUGCAGCCUUACUUAUAACAGGAGCUUUCAUCCGUGUGAUCCUGGGUUUGUGUAAUUAAAUUGCCUGUGUGAAGAACACUUCCUUGUCUUACAAAUGUAUGAGCCUGAUUCUCUCCCCUCCCCACAAUCCCACUUGCUGUACGUGUCUAUUUAAGUGUUCUUGAGCUUUGUCUCCAAACCCAAAUGCUCUGUGGUAGCUAGAGAGGCACCCCCUUCUUUCAUUAUAUGGGUUGUGUUUGAAAACAAUGUUUGGGAGGCAUAACCGGCAUAUCUGUAUCUGGUUACAUCGUACCAAUGACAACGGGCUUCUGUUUUAAACCAGUGAUGCUACUGUGUUUCUUUGCAUAUAAACUAAAGACUGAGAAGGAAAUAAAUGUUGCUAUAUAAACC
This is a messenger RNA of Elgaria multicarinata webbii, 6354 nucleotides long. It is a transcript of the gene SLC30A1, whose product is annotated as solute carrier family 30 member 1. Lineage: Eukaryota; Metazoa; Chordata; Lepidosauria; Squamata; Anguidae. Gene Ontology annotation, cellular component: endoplasmic reticulum; Golgi apparatus; membrane. Bases 1 to 1560 code for a protein of 519 amino acids. Gene Ontology annotation, biological process: zinc ion transmembrane transport; detoxification of zinc ion; intracellular zinc ion homeostasis. The record is from RefSeq and is a predicted model, not a curated record. Gene Ontology annotation, molecular function: zinc ion transmembrane transporter activity; calcium channel inhibitor activity. The transcript has 2 exons.